AUGAAGGAACUGUAUCUACACCGAGCCGUGGAGGUACAACCGUGCUUCAACCGCGACGUUCUACGUGAUCUAGCUGACCGGGCCACGACCGCGCGUUUGGAACUCGAGGCAUGGGCGGAAGGCGAAAACAUCCAGUUUGAUACAAGUCGGCCCAUUGAUCGAGCCGGAGCUGUCCAGCCGUUCGGGUCCGAUGAAGAGGACCUGGAUCUCCAAAUCCUGCAGUCUGCCACCGCGGGCAAUCUACAGACAUUGCGCGAAUGGACUGCCAAAUUGCAGGCUUCCCCUGAUGCCCGAGAUCGCGCAACUCGCACAUUCCUGGCUGCCAUCAACGAAUUUUCGGACGACGUGCUUGCAGUUCUCCUUGAAAGUGGCCUAGUCGACAUCUACGCAGAAGACGACAUCAACGAGCGCAAUUGCCUACAUGAGGCGGCUAUUUCGGGGCGAGAAUUUGUGUUUAAGGCGGGUCUAGCAGCCGACGUCGACGUCUCUAGAUCUGAUGUCUACGGCAGAAUACCUUUACAUUACGCCUGUAUGCAUGGCCGCGUCGAAAUGGCUCGUGAGCUGCUUGCGGCGGGUCCUCACACCGUCGACAUUAUGGACCAUGACAAUUUUACCCCUCUGAUCCACAGCAUCGUGAAAAAUCAUCUCGCAUGUGCUGAACAGCUAUUGCACAACAAUGCCCGCAUCGAUCCAGCCUCCGAAUCUGACCACAUUCCGUUGAAUUUGGCUUGCCAGCAUGGGUCGCUUCCGAUAGUGAAAAUGCUUCUCGAGAGAAACGCCCAAUUAUUGCCAGAUGCGGAGGGCCUUUAUCCUCAACACAUGGUUGCACGUGCCUCACAGUCGCCGCAAUUACUAUUAAUGCUCAAGCAACACGGCGCGGACCUCAACCAGCGCGACAAGCUGUACCAGUGGACGCCGCUCUUUCACGCCGCCAGUGAGGGCUGUGUUGGCUGCCUACGUACCCUCCUAGAGACUGGUGUCGAUGCUGACGCAGUGGACGAAAAGGGUCUGGCGGCCAUGUACUAUGCAGCAUGGGAAGGCCACCUGGAGUGCAUGCUCCUUCUUUGGUCCCGUCGUACCGAUCUCCAGUCACCGCGCAAACCCUUCGGCGUUCUAGAUGGCUUGCAAUUACACGAACCAGGCUUCACCGGAGACUCGCACAUGGAUGACCCGGCGGCUCUUGACAAUGUCGAAACAGUAGACGGGAUUCCCGAUCUGUCUCUGCCACCACCCAUCAUACCUUUAAGACGCUACGGCCAUAACUUCCUGGACAAAAAGGUUUUCAUACAAAUUCUUUUCGACCCCGGCAGUUCGGGCUCGAUCUCUUUUGAUCAAGCUGGCCGCCACCCCGCCGCCCGAUUAACUAUCUCAUCGAAACUGUCUGAUUUGAUUCCACGCACCAUCAUGCUGCCGAUUCAGGAAGAUUCGCGGCUAAUAUCAUUCCAAGUGGAUAACUUGGAGACCUUCUCCGUUGAUUUCGAGAUAUUCCCUACCUUUGGUUCGAAGGUGAUUGCCAAAACUGUUGCGCUCCCAGCAGUUUUCAGAGCCGAGCAUUCUAGCAUGGGGUCUUGCUGCUUGCCACUUUUUGAUCCGCGACUACGGUCAAUCGGGCAGUUACGGUUCGGUUUCCAGGUCAUCAAACCCUAUCAUGGCGACCCGUUGGAGAUCACACAUUUUGCCACAUACUGGAAGGCGACGAGUGCCAUUGACUCAGAACACAAUGGUCUAGUAACCGGGUCCAGCCUUUCGGGAGACCACAUCCAACUUUUUGUACAGCUCACCAGGGAUAGAGUCCCCGUCCUUCAUCCUCGUUUCACAAUUGAUCACCACGGCGUUGGUAUCCCCAUCUGCCAUCUCACUUACGCUCAGUUCCAGGCCGUAGGCGCCGAGUUAGGUGUCAAGCGGGCGGAUAUCGUGCAAUACUUGCAGGAUUGUGCCGUUGAUGAUCUGCCGCAAACGCACCGCCUGCUCGCUUCCUCGUUCCUUUCUCUGCAGGAGGUGCUUCAGCAUUUGCCCCUGAGCAUCAAUGUUAAUUUGUCUAUCCUUUACCCCUCGGUCGCCGAGGGAGAGGCACUGAAUAUGACGUCAUUACCAGAUGUCAACACUUUCGCAGAUGCUAUCCUGACCGAAGUCUUCGAUCAUGCCCGUAUUGCUCGGGAGCAGAAUCCCGAUUUCAUGCGUUCGGUGGUGUUCACAUCCUACAAUUCGAAUAUUUGCAUUGCUUUGAAUUGGAAACAACCAAACUGUAAGUCAUACUCCCUGGGAAUCGGAGUCAGGGAACUGGAAGCGGAAUGGGCUUUUGCUAACGCAGGCACCUGA
This is a messenger RNA of Aspergillus melleus, 2319 nucleotides long. RefSeq names its product putative cyclin dependent kinase inhibitor Pho81 (gene phoC). The coding region runs from base 1 to 2319 and encodes 772 amino acids. Gene Ontology annotation, cellular component: ciliary inversin compartment. NCBI's taxonomy places the organism in Eukaryota, Fungi, Ascomycota, Eurotiomycetes, Eurotiales, Aspergillaceae. The transcript has a single exon. Gene Ontology annotation, molecular function: phosphoric diester hydrolase activity; protein binding. Gene Ontology annotation, biological process: protein localization to ciliary inversin compartment; lipid metabolic process. The record is from RefSeq and is a predicted model, not a curated record.